UUAUGUACAUAAUAUUUCAUAUCAUUAAAUUGUUUAAUGAAUCGAUUUUCUUACUAAUCAUUUAUUGUUUCUUAAAAUAUAUUUUUCAAUAUUAUUCAGUAGCUAAUGAAAACAGGGAAUAACUUUUCUGAAACUGUUUAGUUGAUUUCGAUUAAACUUUGUCAUUGGAUAGGUCACUGCGAUGAAUGUGUUGAAAUAAAUCCGAUGAUAAAUCACUGCAUAUGAAAAAUGAUUCUGAACAGUGAAUGUAUAUCAACUUAAAUAUAGAUAUCUCUACAAUACAGAAGGUUAUUCUAAUUUAAAUUCAAAAAUUAAAAUUAAUUGGCGAUCCACUGAAGUUUGCUCAAUCAUCGAUUCAGAACUGCUAAAAAUCAAGACAUGUGUCUGUAGAUAAACUUGACAAAAUUCCAAAAUCUGUGUAUAGAAGACAGGACUGCAUCCCGAUAGUGUAUGUAACUGGUUCUCACUAUGAAGUUGGAUAUAUGAUCGGACAGACGUUCGGAAAAGUUAUACGAGAUUUUUUGGACGCAUACGAACCGCUGAAAGAAUAUUUGGAGAUUUAUGAAACGUCUGAGUAUGGCAGACGAGUGUAUAAUGAUUGUUUAGAAGCAACCAACAAGUAUUUUCCUCAAUACUUGAUCGAGCUCAAAGGAAUGGCCACCGGCGCUGACGUUCCGUUUCAUAAGCUUUUCCUCAUUCAUUUGGAUGACAUACUAAUUUCGAAUAUUCGGGAUACUAGUGUCGAUACGAGUACCGGGUGUUCUACCUUAAUGGUAAACAUACCAUGUAAGGGACAGUUUAUCGGGCACAAUGAAGACGCCCUGAGCGCGACGAUAAAUCGUUUUUAUAUUGUUAGCGCUCACAUCAAGCCGAAAGGCGAAGAAGGCGGUGGGGUAUUUCCAGUAAGAGAAGAGAAAUGGGAAGCAAUGACUUACGCCGGUUCGCUGUCUGGAUAUGCGAGUGGUUAUAAUUUCGAUGGAUUGGUGUUUACAAUCAAUACGAUAUUCGCGAAAAAACUCAACAAAAAAAAAAUACCUCGAGGGUUUCUGACGCGAGCUCUGUUAGCUUCUAAGGCCAACAUAAAUGAAAUUCAAGAAAUCCUGACCAAUUAUGGAGCUGGUACAGCGGACGCAUUUCAUGUUAAUGCCGGUUUCCUCGGCGGAAGUAGGAGUAGCCGAAUUUUUUAUUCAAUCGAAGUGACUCCGUUGGAAACCGAACCGAUGUCUGAAGUUAUCGUUGUGCCGAUAAAAACCGAAUCUACGUCCUUUUACACAAACAAAUUACAAUAUUCAGAUUGCGAGGAAUUAAAAGAAUCUGGUUGGCAAAGCAGCGUAGCCAGAGAAAAAACUUUGGAGGAAUUAAUGCUACAGAAACCAAUCACAAGCUUGUCAGACAUUUUGAGAAUAUUAGGAUCUACUCGAGGCGGAGAAUGGCAAAUUUUUAGGGACAGACCUAACGAUUUUGUUAACACUAUUAAUCUCGGCGUUUUCGAUUUUACGGAAAAAACGUGGACGAUAUGGACAAAUAAUCCAUUGACUAAUCCUCCUAUUUUACGAUUAUCAUUAAAAUUCACGACUUUCAUCAGCCCUACUACGGAUUUGGGAUAUGAGAACCAAUCCUGUGUUCGAAGAAUUCUAUCAGAUGUUUCUGAUAUUUAUAAAAAUAGUUUAGAGAAGUUUAAAAAUAUGUUUGACAUAACAUUAAAUUAAUAUAAAUUUAAAAUUUGAGUAUUACAAAGACAAUAUAUUUUUAAUAUUUAAUAAUUAUUGAACUAUAAUAUUAUAUGGCUAAUUAUAAUCUAUUGACUAAUUGUUUUUAAUUUCGGAUAUUUAUAUUUUGCUUCUAAAUAAAAAUUUCUGCAUGAUAUAAAUUAUUUUUUUUAUUGUUAACGGACUUAGGUCCAAUUACAAAGUAAAAUUCAGUAUUAGAUUCAAAACAAAACUAAUAACUAAGUUACAAGUUGUACUAAAUAAAAAGAUUAGGAUAUAACAUAGUAUAAUAAAUUAGUCAUAACAAUACUAUUUUAUUUUAAUAAUUAAUUAGAGAGUUAAGUAUGUAACUGAGGGAUGAAGAGUUAUAUAAAAUAAACGGAAGUCUCUAAUAUUAUGAGCAUUAAUUUUAAAGCUUAUAAGACUUAAUAUAUAAGAAUCAUCAAU
Messenger RNA from Rhopalosiphum padi (bird cherry-oat aphid), 2156 nucleotides. Its product is annotated as beta-alanyl-dopamine/carcinine hydrolase-like. Bases 483 to 1709 code for a protein of 408 amino acids. The transcript is spliced from 9 exons. Lineage: Eukaryota; Metazoa; Arthropoda; Insecta; Hemiptera; Aphididae. The record is from RefSeq and is a predicted model, not a curated record.